AUGAACCCCAACAACGGAGUGUCUCCGGUCGAGCGCGCGCGUCUAUUCCGAGAAAUCUUGCACCCGCGCGACCCGAUCCAGGUGUCGCCAAGCCUCGUCUCCCAGGUCACCAAUGUCGGUCGGGUAGGAGAAAGUGUCGUCGUCGAAGCGCCGUUCGUUUGCGAUUAUGGGUACAACAUCAGCAUCGGACAGAACGUGGUGAUUGGGCGGAACUGCACCAUCACGGACACGUGCGAAGUCAAGAUUGGCGACAACUGCCAUAUCGGCCCCAACGUGAGCAUCUACACAACCUCACUCCCUAUCGACCCUAAGAGGCGGAUGGGUAGCAAGGGACCGCAGCUGGGCAAGCCCGUCACCAUUGAGCCGGAUUGCUGGAUCGGAGGCGGCGCCAUUAUUCUCCCUGGCCGCACGAUCGGCAAGGGAAGCACAGUAGGUGCUGGAUCAAUAGUCACUAGGGACGUGCCGCCAUUUACAGUAGUUGUCGGAAACCCGGCCAAAGUAAUCAAGGGCGUAGCGUCUUAG
This is a messenger RNA of Parascedosporium putredinis, 522 nucleotides long. NCBI's taxonomy places the organism in Eukaryota, Fungi, Ascomycota, Sordariomycetes, Microascales, Microascaceae. The record is from the annotation of a GenBank genome assembly.